GCCUGUAACAUUUCGCAAGCUGUGUGCGAGCUCUGUCACUGUCACCUCCGAGGUCCAGAUCCCUGCAUCCGCAGCCGUCCGCACCGUCAGCAGCAUCUGAAAUCAUGGAGCAUAUUGUGGAAAGGGCAAGAAAGGCAUUUGCCACUGGAAAGACGCGUUCCUUAGAUUUCAGGGUCCAACAACUACAAGCCUUGAAGAGAAUGUUCACUGAGAAAGAAGAAGAUAUUAAGAAAGCAUUAAAAGCAGACUUAAAUAAGAAUGCCAUUUCAUCAUAUACCUAUGAAAUCAUGGGAAUGUUUGGGGAAAUUAACUUGGCAUUGGAGAAACUUUCCGAAUGGGCAGCACCUCGUCAUGUUGAAAAGAACUUAAUAACCAUGAGAGAUGAAGUGUAUAUUCAGUAUGAGCCUCUUGGAGUUGUCCUUAUAAUCGGUGCUUGGAAUUAUCCUGUAGUAGUCCUUCUCCAGCCUCUGGUGGGAGCCAUAGCAGCAGGUAAUGCUGCCGUGCUAAAACCAUCAGAAGUUAGUGAAAACACGGCCAAACUCCUGGAGAAAAUUAUUCCUCAAUAUUUAGAUAAGGAGCUGUACCCAGUGAUAACCGGUGGGAUACCAGAGACUACAGAACUGCUUUCUCAAAGAUUUGACCACAUAUUUUAUACCGGAAAUACUAAUGUUGGGAAAAUAAUCAUGUCAGCUGCUUCUAAGUUCCUGACACCAGUAACCCUUGAGCUGGGAGGAAAAAGUCCAUGUUAUAUUGAUAAGGACUGUGAUAUUGAUAUUGCUAGUAGACGCAUAACAUGGGGUAAAUUUGCCAACUGUGGACAAACGUGUAUUGCCCCUGAUUACAUCCUCUGCGACAAAUCUAUCCAGGGAAGACUCGUAGAAAAGAUCAAAGAAACUAUUAAUGAGUUUUAUGGUGACGAUGCAAAGAAUUCUCCUGAUUAUGAAAGGAUCAUUAAUAAGCGGCAUUUUAAGCGUCUACUCGAACUGAUGGAGGGAGAGAAUAUUGUUAUUGGCGGGGACAAUGAUGAGUCAUCUUGUUAUAUAGCACCAACGGUCCUGGCUGAUGUGAAACCAGACUCUAAGGUUAUGCAAGAAGAGAUAUUUGGACCUCUACUUCCCAUUGUAUCAGUUGGGAGCUUGGACGAAGCCAUCGAGUUCAUAAAUCAGAGAGAGAAACCUCUUGCUCUUUAUGUAUUCUCAAACAAUAAAAAGGUCAUCAAGAAGAUGAUUGCUGCGACAUCCAGUGGAGGUGUUACUGCCAAUGAUGUCAUCAUGCAUUUUACAGUCAUAGAAUUGCCAUUUGGAGGUGUUGGUCACAGUGGCAUGGGUGCUUACCACGGUAAACAUACAUUUGAAACCUUCUCCCAUAAACGCGCUUGCCUUAUCAAGUCCCUUGCCAUGGAAGGAGUGAAUCAGAUCAGAUACCCUCCAUUCACUGAAAAGAAACUAGGGUGGGCGAAGUUCCUUCUAAUGAAUAAAUUCAAUAAGAGGAAGAUAGGACUACUUCUCCUCCCAGUGCUGGCUGUGAUUGCUGCAGUAGUCAUAAAGUUGAUCUAAUGCUGAAAUCUGCAAAUCUAACAAGGAUGGAAGCUUCCUGAUGUUGAUUCAUUUAAAAUCUGUCCAUCUAUGUAAUAUCAAUACAAGGAUAAAAGAAUGUUGCACUUUGAA
Messenger RNA from Pelobates fuscus (common spadefoot toad), 1667 nucleotides. It is a transcript of the gene ALDH3A2, whose product is annotated as aldehyde dehydrogenase 3 family member A2. The record is from RefSeq and is a predicted model, not a curated record. Lineage: Eukaryota; Metazoa; Chordata; Amphibia; Anura; Pelobatidae. Gene Ontology annotation, cellular component: cytoplasm. Bases 105 to 1556 code for a protein of 483 amino acids. Gene Ontology annotation, molecular function: aldehyde dehydrogenase (NAD+) activity; 3-chloroallyl aldehyde dehydrogenase activity. Gene Ontology annotation, biological process: aldehyde metabolic process. The transcript is spliced from 11 exons.